Molecule: messenger RNA, 2913 nt
Organism: Notodromas monacha
Lineage: Eukaryota; Metazoa; Arthropoda; Ostracoda; Podocopida; Cyprididae
Source: the annotation of a GenBank genome assembly
AUGAGUAAUCAAGACAACCGUCCUGUUAUUUUGACAGGCGACCGUCCAACGGGACAACUUCAUUUAGGGCACUUUGUCGGAUCUUUACGUUCACGUGUGGGUUUGCAGGAUUCACACCAUCAGCAUUUAUUAUUGGCAGAUGCGCAAGCCUUUACUGACAAUGCAGAUAACUUUGAAAAAGUUCGCCGCAAUAUUCUUGAAGUUGCCACAGAUUACUUAGCAGUCGGGAUUGACCCAACCAAAACCACCAUUUGCGUGCAGUCGAGCUUACCCGCGCUGAAUGAACUCACCAUGUUGUAUCUCAACUUUGUGACCGUGUCUCGUUUAGAACGUAACCCAACCAUCAAAUCUGAAAUUCAGAUGCGUGGUUUCGAACGAGAUAUUCCAGCUGGUUUCUUAUGCUACCCAGUUGCACAAGCGGCAGAUAUCACCGCAUUUAAAGCAACGGUUGUACCUGUGGGUGAAGACCAGAUUCCAAUGAUCGAACAGACCAAUGAAAUCGUACGCCGCUUAAACCGUCAGAUUGGUCAGGAAUUACUACCUGAAUGUAAGGCUCUGCUUUCCAAUAUGAGCCGUUUACCCGGCUUUGAUGGUAAAGCCAAAAUGUCGAAAUCUUUGGGCAAUACCAUUGUGUUGGAUGCAACAGAUAAAGACAUUAAAAAAGCUGUUAAUGCGAUGUACACCGACCCGAACCACCUGCGUGUUGAAGACCCAGGUCAGGUUGAAGAUGCGUUUGAUCCAAACAAAGAAGAAGUUGAAGAACUGAAAGCACAUUACCGCCGUGGCGGUUUAGGCGAUGGUACGGUGAAAAAACGUCUUGAAGGCGUAUUGAAAGAGCUGAUCACGCCAAUUCGUGAACGUCGUAUGGAACUUGCGAAAGAUCCUGAUUACAUCAUGGAUAUUUUGAAGACAGGGGGCGGCUCACAAGGCCUACUCGACCAAUUCCUACCUGAUGACUUAGGCAGUACUAAAGACGUCGACAUUGCACUAGAUGCCGAUCAAGGUUGGCUCAAUGCCCUGCUGGAUUGGUUGUUUAUUGGCCGUGUUCCUCUCUUGUCCAUUCUUCAAACUUGGACCGGGAGCUAUUGGAGUGCAUGGAUCAUGGCACCUCUUUGCCUCGUACUUUCGAUGCCUAUGAUUCGUUACAGCGCCAUGCUGAUUGCUAAAAUUUUGCCACAAGAUGAAACCACAGCAAUUUACAGUGAAGAGCUGAUUGGACGAACAGCACUGAUUAUUUUAGGGAUUAUCUUUGCAGCUCUGGUUAUUAUCGGCAUUAUUAUUGCCCGUCUGUACCGUCGUUCCAGCAAAGAAAUCUCUUUCGUACGUACAGGUUUUGGCGGCGAAAAAGUUAUUUUAGGUGGCGGUGCAAUUGUACUGCCUGUAUUACAUGAAAUUAUCCCUGUCAACAUGAACACGCUACGUUUAGAGGUUCGCCGUGCUGAUGAUCAAGCGCUCAUUACCCGUGACCGUAUGCGCGUCGAUGUCAUGGCGGAGUUCUAUGUCCGUGUGAAGCCACUAGCAGAAUCAAUUGCAGUGGCCGCGCAGACUUUGGGACAAAAAACCAUGUCUCCAAAUGAGUUGAAGAACCUUGUGGAAGGUAAAUUUGUCGAUUCCUUGCGUGCAGUAGCAGCUGAAAUGGCGAUGGAAGAGUUGCAUGAAAAACGCGUGGACUUCGUACAAAAAGUACAACAAGUGGUGUCCGAAGACUUACAUAAAAAUGGUCUAGAGCUUGAAACUGUGUCAUUAACAGGUUUAGACCAAACAGGUUUUAAAUACUUUAACCCUCAAAAUGCAUUCGAUGCCGAAGGUUUAACUAAGCUAACUGAAACGAUUGAAGACCGCCGUCGUAAACGUAAUCACAUUGAGCAAGACGCUGACCUUGCCAUUAAGACCAAAAACUUAGAAGCAGAACAAGCACGUCUACAAAUCAUCCGCGAAGAAGAAUACGCCAAACUACAACAAGAGCGUGAAAUUGCAAUUCGCCGUGCAGAACAAUUGGCUGAAAUUGCCUCACAAGAAGCUGAGAAAAAACGUGAAGCAGAAGAAGCACGUAUUGCAGCUGAGCGUGAAGUCGAGUUAAAGCGUAUUGGUGCAGCACGUGAUGUGGAAAGCCAAAAUAUUCAAAAAUCACAAAUUAUUGAACAAGCACAGGUUGAACAAAAGAAAACCAUCGAGCUGGCUGAACAGUCACGUGCCAUUGCAAUUGCUGAAAAGUCGCGUGAAGAGUCUGAAGCCAAAGCUUCUGCUGACCGUGCCCGCGCUGAAGCGGUUAAAGCUGAAGAAGAAGUGAUUACCGUACGUGAAACCCAGCGUGCUGAGCGUCAAAAAGCAGUUGAGUUGGUUGCGGCGAAGCAAGCUGCAGAAAAAGAUGCGAUUGCGAUUACGGUUGCAGCUGAAGCAGGCAAACAAGCUGCUGCCGAUGAUGCCGAAGCUGUUCGUAUUGCUGCGGAAGCUCAAGCCGAACAAGCUCGCUUAAAAGCCAAAGGUGAAGCGGAUGCCAAAAUACUGUUGGCUCAAGCAAUGGAAAAACAAUACCAAGUCGACGCGGAUGGUACACGUGCUGUGAAUGAAGCCAACAACGUCUUAUCUCCAGAGCAAGUCGAAAUGCAAAUUCGUCUAGCAUUGUUAAAAUACUUACCUGAAAUCAUUCGUGAAAGUGUUAAACCGAUGGAAAACAUUGAUGACAUUAAAAUUCUACAGGUCAAUGGUUUAGGCAAUGUCGGUUCAGUAGCAUCAGGAGUUGAUGGUGCGGAAUCUUCACAAGUUGCUUUGUCUGAUCAAGUGGUGAAUAGUGCGCUACGCUAUCGUACCCAAGCACCACUAAUUGAUAGCUUGAUGAAUGAACUGGGAAUUCAAGGCGGCGACAUCAAUGGUUUAACCCAAAGCUUAAAACCGCAAAGCAAAGCUCAAUAG